This is a messenger RNA of Lactuca sativa (garden lettuce), 1492 nucleotides long. Its product is annotated as putative calcium-binding protein CML21. NCBI's taxonomy places the organism in Eukaryota, Viridiplantae, Streptophyta, Magnoliopsida, Asterales, Asteraceae. The record is from RefSeq and is a predicted model, not a curated record. Gene Ontology annotation, molecular function: calcium ion binding.
GAGGGGAGAGGUGGGGAGGAGAGGGAGAUUGUAAAGGUUGAACAUAGAAGCAGAACGUCAACGUGUAGGGAGCAGCACGAAUCCUGGAGAUAAGAGAAAAUCUACCCAUGCUCCAAACAUCAAUUCAACAAAAAAACCAAAAUUCAAUUUUUCUCCAAACUUUAUUCCUAAACGCGCAUGGAUCUUUGUAUUAUCAUUAUUAUUCAGGCUCCCCUGAAUUCAUUUUCUGCCUGAUUUGUGUUUUCACAAAGCCCUAAUCUGAUUGGAGUUUCAUCGGCCUACAUCUCUCAUUCGUCGAUUCACUUUCAUUGAUACUUAGAUAAGUAUCCCCAAUUCGUAAGUAUCCCCUAUCCAUGAAAGCUGUACCUAAUUUUGUUCGUUAUCCUCAAAGUUUGUUCGCAAACCCUAAAACAUGCAUGUUGUGUGCAAAUGCUAUUUUGUUGAUUGGUUUUAGAGAUCUUUGCCUCGAUUCUGUAACAUUAACAAGAGUCCAUCUUUCCCACCAUUAUAGACGGAUCUUGACUUUGUAUCAUAGUUCCCAUUUGAGGAUUAAAAACCAUGUUAUCCAUGGCAUACGGCUUCCAUAUAAGCCUCCUGACUCGUUGAUCAUGGGCGAUGGUUCACCCACAUCUUCUGCACCUACAUCCAAGCUUGAAGCCCAGAUACUGGAUGCAGUAUUACAACGAGAGUUAAAAGGAACUUCCAUAAUGUCAUUUAACAAGAUAAUCUUAAAAUUCCCAAAAAUCGAUGAGAGCCUAAGAAAAUGCAAAGUCAUAUUCGAACAGUUUGACGAGGAUAAAAGUGGUGCAAUUGAUCUUAAAGAGCUGAAGCAUUGCUUCAGUAAGCUUGAAGUGAACUUCACAAACGAAGAAAUCAGUGAUCUUUUUAAGGCAUGUGACUUAAAUGAUGACAUGGGAAUAGACUUUCAUGAGUUCAUUGUCCUUCUUUGCCUUGUCUAUCUUUUGAAGGAAGGUGACACUGCUCCAAAUGCUAAAUCACGAAUGGGAAUCCCGGAUCUUGAGGCAACUUUUGAAACAUUGGUUGAAUCGUUUGUGUUCUUGGAUAACAACAAAGAUGGUUAUGUCAGCAAGAAUGAAAUGAUUCAUGCAAUAGAGGAAAGUGGGCGAUCUGAUGGGCAAAUUGCCAUGAAAAGAUUUGAAGAGAUGGAUUGGGAUAAAAAUGGAACAGUGAACUUCAAGGAGUUUUUGUUUGCCUUUACAAGUUGGGUUGGGAUUGAGGAUGAUGAAGACUAGUGAACUGAAACAUUGUUGGGUGUUCUUUUCCUCCGAUUGUGUAUGUAUUUUCUUUUUUUCAUUGUAGCUUUUGGUUUCCUAAAAAUGGAACUUGUUGCAUUUUUCUUGUUCAUGUCAUCUCAUUAUGUUCUAUGUAAAUAAAACAGUGUCUUGGAUCAAUAUGCAGUUGUUAGGGAAGUAUUCAACAAAUAUUUUGGUUUAUUUGGCUUGUUGUAGCUAUGAGAAUUCCAUUUAAAGGA